ACAACCAUGACGUCGUACGGAAUAACAAGUUCAAGUUUGCCUUGCACUCUUUACGACGUCGACAAGAUGAAAGCGCACACAAAGCCAACGUUAGACAUCAAUAUGGGAGACUCGAAUACAUUUCGUUUCGGAGAAAAAAGACAUAGGGUUCGUUUUAAGGAGUCAAUGAAAUGCCGAGACAGACUUUUACGUUAUCCCGGCGUGGAUGACAUGUUGAGCAGUGAUGUUAUCAGGAAAGAACCACUUAUACCUUACGAGGAUAAUGAAACCAAAGUUAAUCCUGAAAAAUAUCAGCAACGCGGGGAAAAGAAAAUAGAAGUUGAUGAAGACAGUUUGGAAGAUUUUAUUGGGAGAGUAUGCCUUUCGGCUGCCAUGGACGAAAGAGAAAAUUACGGAAUAAUGGAUCCUUACGAUGGUCACGUGACGAAUCCGGAAAACUUACUGCAGAUCCUCGAGGACAACCGCUUUGAUAAGAGGACAAAAAAGGACAAGAAGGGAAAAUGGAACAAGAAGGAAAGGGGACGGAAAAUGGUGGAAGAAUAUUUGACAACAGACAAUUCCGAACAAUCAGCAGUACCAACUGUGACGAUUCCGUUGAGGGAGUUCCGAUAUCUUGUAAACUCGGAAGUGGAGUCAAAAGCACGUGUGAUUCACGACUAUUACAUGUACCAGUGGGACGACAUGCAGAAAGACCGCAUAGACGCCUACAGGAGUCUGAUCACGUGGAAAGAUCAAUUUGAGCGAGCCAAUAUUUUAUUGUGCAGAGCUAAACUGGAGCUUGAGAAGAUGACGUUGUCACGUGAUUCCCUCGUGGCUGAGAUUGAGGGCAUCAAGAAAAACAAGCGAAGACGUAGCGGCGCUAAACGGAGACGAACACGGGAACUCGCUGCAAGAUCUAAGUCCAGUGCACAGGCGCAGGACAGUGACUUUUCUGUUUUUGGAAGUAUUGAAGGCAGUCAGAGUCUUGAAGAAGAUUGCUCCCGCUGAAUUUUAGAAUUGUUCUUUUUUUAUGAGAAUAUUUUGUAGUAUUUUCGCUGAAAAUAAAAGACUGUGUGAAUUGAACAUGU
Messenger RNA from Mizuhopecten yessoensis (Yesso scallop), 1067 nucleotides. RefSeq lists its product as uncharacterized. The coding region runs from base 7 to 987 and encodes 326 amino acids. The record is from RefSeq and is a predicted model, not a curated record. The transcript has 5 exons. Lineage: Eukaryota; Metazoa; Mollusca; Bivalvia; Pectinida; Pectinidae.